Meriones unguiculatus (Mongolian gerbil) is the source of this 5077-nucleotide messenger RNA. RefSeq names its product intracisternal A particle-promoted polypeptide (gene Ipp). Gene Ontology annotation, molecular function: actin binding. The record is from RefSeq and is a predicted model, not a curated record. The transcript has 9 exons. The coding region runs from base 176 to 1927 and encodes 583 amino acids. NCBI's taxonomy places the organism in Eukaryota, Metazoa, Chordata, Mammalia, Rodentia, Muridae.
UGCGCGCGCACAGCCUCCCAGGGCGCCGGCGGGAAGGGACGCGGCGGGUAAGCGAGGCCUGCGUCCCGUCCGUGUUUCUCACAGGGUUUGCAACUCCCUCGCGUCCGCCUCUCGGGACCGGGAAGGGUAGAAGCAGAUAAUAAGCAACAGUCUCUUUAAUUAACUGGUACUCAUCAUGUCUGAGGAGUGUGUCAAGGCUGGUGAUAGUUCAUUUUCCUCUGAUAAACAUGCCCAGCUCAUCUUGGCCCAGAUCAACAAAAUGAGAAAUGGACAGCAUUUCUGUGAUGUCCAGCUAGAGGUUGGGAAGGAAACCUUUCGUGUCCACCGGCUGGUUCUGGCUGCCAGUAGUCCGUACUUCGCAGCUUUGUUCACUGGAGGGAUGAAAGAGUCCUCCAAAGAUGUUAUUCAGAUUCUAGGAGUUGGAGCUGAUAUCUUUCAGUUACUGUUGGAUUUCAUUUACACAGGAGUAGUAAACAUAGCUGUGAAUAAUGUUCAGGAGUUGAUUGUUGCAGCAGACAUGCUCCAGUUGACCGAAGUUGUUCAUCUUUGCUGUGAUUUUCUAAAAGGACAAAUUGAUCCACAGAACUGCAUUGGACUCUUCCAGUUCUCUGAGCAAAUUGCUUGCCAUGAUCUUUUGGAAUUUACAGAAAAUUAUAUUCAUGUCCAUUUCUUGGAGGUUCAUAGUGGGGAAGAGUUCCUGGCACUUACAAAGGAUCAGUUGAUCAAAAUUUUACGAAGUGAAGAGCUUAGCAUUGAGGAUGAAUACCAAGUCUUCUUAGCUGCGAUGCAGUGGAUUCUGAAAGAUCUGGGGAAGAGAAGAAAGUAUGUGGUGGAAGUGUUAGACCCAGUUCGAUUCCCUUUGUUACCAUCCCACAGGCUUUUGAAGUACUUAGAAGGAGUAUCUGAUUUUAACCUUCGAGUUGCCCUGCAAACGCUUUUGAAAGAGUACUGUGAGGUCUGCAAGUCUCCCAAAGAGAACAAGUUUUGUAAUUUUCUGCAGACAUCUAAAGUUCGACCUCGGAAGAAAGCAAGAAAGUACCUGUAUGCAGUAGGUGGAUAUACGAGGUUGCAAGGGGGCCGCUGGAGUGAUUGCAGAGCCCUCAGCUGUGUAGAACGUUUUGAUACCUUUAGCCAGUAUUGGACCACUGUAUCUUCACUUCAUCAGGCUCGGUGUGGACUUGGAGUAGUGGUUUUGGGAGGGAUAGUCUACGCUAUUGGAGGUGAAAAGGAUUCGAUGAUUUUUGACUGUACUGAAUGUUAUGAUCCAGUUACUAAACAAUGGACAAUUGUUGCUUCAAUGAAUCACCCCCGAUGUGGCUUGGGAGUAUGUGUGUGUUACGGGGCUAUCUAUGCUUUGGGUGGGUGGGUUGGAGGUGAGAUUGGCAACACCAUCGAACGAUACGAUCCUGAUGAAAAUAAAUGGGAAGUUGUUGGCAACAUGGGAGUGUCUCGGUACUACUUUGGGUGCUGUGAAAUGCAAGGUUUAAUUUAUAUAGUUGGAGGAAUCAACAAUGAGGGGCUAGAGCUUCAUUCUUUCGAAGUUUAUGAUCCGCUUUCCAAGCGUUGGUCUCCACUUCCUCCCAUGGGGACCAGAAGAGCGUAUCUUGGAGUGGCAGCACUCAAUGAUAGCAUCUAUGCUAUUGGAGGAUGGAAUGAGACACAAGAUGUUCUUCAUACUGUAGAAAAGUACUCCUUUGAAGAGGAAAAGUGGGUUGAAGUUGCUUCAAUGAAAGUGCCUAGAGCAGGCAUGUCCGUUGCGACAGUCAAUGGUCUUCUGUAUGUUUCCGGAGGCCGAUCUUUUAGCCAUGAUUUCUUGGCACCAGGUACCUUGGACUCAGUUGAAGUUUACAACCCUCAUUCUGAUACAUGGACAGAAAUUGGUAAUAUGAUCACUAGUCGUUGUGACGCGGGUAUUGCUGUACUAUGACAGAGAAAGCAUAAAAGCACAAGAAACAUUUUGAAAAUGUAGGUUCUCAUCUUUUGCAAAUCAAACAUAUAUUUGUGAUGUGAUCUGAUUUUUUUUUAAUAUUCCAUGUAUUGAAUAGAUAGAUGAAUAAAGAUUGAUUUUUCUAAAAAUUUGAAUUAGAAUGGACAUGGAAUAUGUCUUACAUUAAUAAAGGACUCAUACAAAUUUGCAAGGCUUAGCAGCAAUAGAGAUGGUAUUUAUGCCUUACAGUUGUUCAGUAUCAGUAGAAUCUUAAUUGAAAAAUUGUUUGCUAGGAGCUUCUGGGAAACAGUUCCUUUGACUAUUUCUUUAGUGCAAUUCAAGUUGUAACAUAAUCUCCGUUAGACAGUUUAAAGAUUUCUAUAAUUCACGAUUUGGUCCAGAACAUAGUUUCUGUAAUGUCAUUUAACCUACAGGGAAAAACCAGUGAAACUGUCCCUCAAUGGCAGGAGUUUUCACUACUCCCAAAUAUUUUUUUGGCAGCAGGAUAUUAGGAAGGCCUUUUUUUUUUUGUUUUUGUUUUUGUUUUUGUUUUUGUUUUAAGCCAGGGUUUCUCUGUGUAGCCCUGGCUGUCCUGAACUCACCUUGUAGUGCACAGAGAUCCGCCUGCCAAGUGUUGGGAUUAAAGGCAUAUGCCACCACACCCAGCUAAUAGCUAAAUUUUGUUUUAUUUUUAAAUUACGAGGACUCUAUCUGCAUGUACACCUGCACACCAGAAGAGGGCAACAGAUCCCUUUAUAGAUGGUGAACUACCAUAUGGUUGCUGAAUUGAACUCGGGAUCUGUGGAAGAGUAGCCAGUGCUCCUAACCACUGAGCCACAUCUCCAGCCUUUUUAUUUUUUCAGACAGGGUCUCUCCAUGUAGCUCUAGCUGUUGUGGAACUUUCUACAUAGAGAUCUGUCUGCCCCUGCCUCCCAAGUGCUGGGAUUAAAAGCCUGUGCCACUAUGCCCAACAAUAUCUACCCAUUGAAAUAGGUACAUUUAUGCUUUUGAUAGUCUAAGUGAAUAUUUCAUUUUGAUUCUGAGAAUGCAAGUAAGGAAUUAAUAGGUUCUUGGUGAAAGUUCAUUUUUUAAAAGUAGUUUUACUUAUUUUUAUUUAUAUGGAUGUGUCUCUGCAUGUGUACCAUGUGUAUACAGGCGCCUGGGGAGGCCAGAAGACUCUAGUAUCCCCUGGAACUGGAGUUACAGGAGCUUAUGAGCUGCCUGAUAUGGUUGUUGGGAACUGAACCAUAGGUCCUUAGAAAGAGUGGCAAGUGCUCUUAACUUCUGCGCCACCUCUUUAGUGUCUCUGAUGACAGUUAUUUUUAAAAAUAUGUGUGUGAGUGCUUUAUCUGUAGUUUUAUCUGGGAUCUGGAAUUACAGAUGUUUGAACUGCCAUGUGGGUGCUGGGGUCCUCUGGAAGAACAGCCAGUGCUCCUGACCGCUGAUCCAUCUCUCCAGCUCCUUGAUGACAGUUUUUUGUUUUUGUUUUGUUUUGUUUUUGUUGUUUCUUUGUUUUUGAUUUGGUUUUGGUUUUGGUUUUUUGAGAGAGGGUUUCUCUGUGUAGCCCUGGCUUUCCUGAACUCAGUUUGUAGACCAGGCUGGCCUUGAAUUCACAGAGACCCACCAGCCUCCACCUCCCAGAGUGCUGGGAUUACAGGUGUGCACCACCGCUCCUGGCUUGAUUGAAAUAGUAGGGAGUGUAUAUGAGUCCCCAGGCAUUAUUACUUCACUGUUUCUUUAUUAUUUUCUAUGCAGUAACUGGGAUUCUUUGUUUAGUUUUAGGAAGAGUGACUUUUGUUAGAUUAUCAAACUUUGUUUAAUUUACUUGUAUUUGGGUAAGGCCUAUGUAAUAGCUUAAUAUAAUGCUUCUGCCUGCCUAUUGGAAAACGCCGAGUUGUAGUUACAACUUCUGUUUGUUUGGUGGUGGUGGUGGUGGUUUUGAUUGUCUUUUUUUUUUUUUUUUUUUUUUUUUUUUUUGAGACAGUCUAAAUAUGUUGCCCAGGUUAUCAUUGAACUCUCAACAAUCUUCCCACUUCAGCCUUCCAAGUGCUGGGAUAACAGGCAUGAGCCACCAUAUUUGGCCCUGUAGGUAUAGUUUUGAGCAUCCUUAAUCUGAAAUCUGAAGUUUUUGAAUGCUGACAUCCAAUUAAAAAAAAAAAAAGUUUGAGAUUUUGGAUCAUUUUAGAUCUCCGAUUUUCAGACUGGGGAUGCUCAGCUGAUAAAUGCUACAUACAUAUUUUAAAAUCUGGUGAUUCUGAAGUCCAAAACGCUUCUAGUCCCAAGCAUUUCAUAUCUUUAUCAGGGAUUUCGCCUAUACAUGUGGAAUUUUUCUUUUUAAAGAUUUAUUAUGUAUACAGUGUUCUGUCUGCAUGUACACCUGCAUGACAGAAGAGGGCACUAGAUCUCAUUCUAGGUGGUUGUGACCCACCAUGUAGUUGCUGGGAAUUGAACUCAGAAGCUAUCUGGAAGAGCAGCCAGUGCUCUUAACCUCUGAGCCAUCUCUCCAGCCCAUGGAAUUAUUUUUAUACGUGAAAAUUGUGUAAGUUAUAACUAUCUUGGAUCUAAAACUGCUUCUAAAAACUUGCUUUCCCUGAUAAUCAUUCUUAAAAGUUGUUUUAUGCGGAGCUCUUAAGUCUGAUCACUGCUUUUAUAUCUGCUAGCCAGUUAGAACCACACUAUUGAGGUUUGCAUACUUUAGGUUUAACUGGCUGCCUCAAGGUUAUGAUUUCUCUCUUUUGUGUAAACUAAGGUCUUUCAGUGGAUUGUUAGAAACAUCAACACUUUAAUUGUAUAAAAUCUUUGAUCAGCAUUAAACAUUAGUCAUACAGCCAUCUGUAGUGAGAUCUGGUGUGCAGGUACACAUGCGGGCAGAAUGCUAUAUAUAAUACAUAAAUAAUAAAUAAAUAAAUCUUUAAAAAAAAACAGAAGUUCCCUUAAAAGUUAACUAAAUGCAUAUUACUUCUCAGGUGAUAAACAUUGUUUUUCCAAGAAUGUACUAAUAAAGUCCUAUUUUCUUUUCUUUGAAUUAAUGUAGUUCAUCAGUGUAAUUGGAUUACCAAACCAUAAUGGGAAUAAUCUUUUGUUUUUAAUUUUUGUAAUGUACACAUUUAGUUAUAUAAUCAGAACUUAAUUAAAGCAGUUUCUCCAAAA